This is a messenger RNA of Fraxinus pennsylvanica, 393 nucleotides long. The record is from the annotation of a GenBank genome assembly. Lineage: Eukaryota; Viridiplantae; Streptophyta; Magnoliopsida; Lamiales; Oleaceae.
AUGGGCUUGAUUGUUGAAGGUCUAGCAGGCAGCGGUGGUGAUAUGGUUGUAGAAGGCAGAUGCCAGAGAGGGGUGAACGGAGAAGAGACUGUGGCUUGUGGUAGUUGUAGGCAGUAUGGGCAGUGGCCUGUGGAAAUUGUGGGCUGGGUUAUUGGCUUAUUGGGCUUAUUAAGUGUGAACUCAAUUCUGGAAUCAGUUUUAGUUUCCAAAGACGUGAAAUCGUUGGUGGAUCUGAGAUCAGCGUUGACAGAGUUCAUAAGAGAUGAAUCGCUCCAAAUCUUUCAAGAAAUUUCAGGAAAAUCUGUUGACUAUAAGCUUCUAUGUAUUGAUUUUCGGAUUCGUGUUUUCGCGCUUAUUGGUGAUGUUCAGGUAUUAUUCUGUUCCAUUUUCUAG